UGAUAAGAAAGUGUCACGAUUGUUAGCAUUUAAAGGCAAAUGUCCCCCGGAUGUCCACUUUCUGUUUGACAAUGCCGGGUAAUUCUAGUUCGUCAAGAUAUGCAUGUUAUUGCAGACACGUAAAGUCCCAGGGGGUCAUUAUGCCAUGUCGGCUGGCGGCGUCUCCUUCGUGCAGAUCCGGUUCAACGACAUCAUCUUCUACGAGAAUUGCGGCGGGGGCAGCUUUGGCAGCGUCUACCGUGCCAGAUGGAUGUCGCAGGACAGAGAGGUGGCGGUGAAGAAGCUGCUGAAGGUGGACAAUGAGGUGGAAAUCCUCAGCGUUCUCAGUCACAGAAACAUUAUUCAGUUCUACGGAGCUAUUCAAGAGGCACCCAACUACGCCAUCGUCACAGAAUAUGCAAGCAGAGGUUCGUUGUAUGAGUAUCUGUCCAGCAUUGAGAGUGAGCAGAUGGACAUCAGACAAAUCAUGACCUGGGCCAUGGAGAUAGCCAAAGGAAUGCACUAUUUGCACUCAGAAGCUCCAAUAAAGGUUAUCCACAGAGAUCUGAAGUCCAGGAAUGUGGUGAUGACCGCAGACAAAGUGCUGAAGAUCUGUGACUUUGGUGCCUCUAAGUUCCACUCGCACACUACGCACAUGUCCCUGGUGGGCACCUUCCCAUGGAUGGCUCCUGAGGUGAUCCAGAGCCUGCCUGUGUCAGAGACCUGUGACGCAUACUCCUACGGAGUGGUCCUGUGGGAGAUGCUCACCCGUGAGGUUCCCUUCAAAGGUCUUGAGGGCCUGCAGGUGGCCUGGCUGGUCGUAGAGAAAAAUGAGAGGUUAACUAUCCCCAGCAGCUGCCCAGCCAGUUUUGCUGACUUGAUGAGGAAGUGCUGGUUGACUGAGCCCAAGGAAAGGCCAGUAUUCAAGCACAUAUUGUCAACCUUGGAGUUCAUGUCUAACGACAGUCAGCUUCCUGAGCAGUGCAACUCCUUCCUGCAGAACAAGGCAGAGUGGAGGUGCGAGAUCGAGGCCACGCUGGAGAGACUGAAGAAACUGGAGAGGGACCUGAGUACCAAGGAACAGGAGCUGAAGGAGAGGGAGCACCGGCUUAAAAUCUGGGAGCGCAAGCUGACCGAGCAGUCCAGCGAGCCGCCUUUCUUGCCCGUUGCCACAAAGAUUAGCUCAGAGUUGUUCUUUGAGUCAAGGAUGGAGGAGUCGAAGAGCCUGGAGAUGGCUUGUGAGAUCAGGGCCCCCAGUAACGGGGAGGUGGAUGGGCGGAGCCUGCAGGCCAUGAUGGAGGCACUUGGGGACACGCUCGUCCCCAGGCCCACGCUGUGCCCGAGCAUACGGGUCAACAUGCGGGCCCAGCAGAACUCUUCCAAGUCCUGCAGAGUCCGAAAGAGGCACAAGAUUCACAUGGCCUUGGCUGUGGGAGACUUCCACUGGUCAAGCGAGGACAGUGACUGAGGCGCCCCCUGCUGGCUGUGUGUUUCCCAGCCCCUGUUUUGCUUAGCAGCAUGAGUCUACUCCGAUGGGUGUCUUAUACAAGUUUCUUUUGUACUUCUCUGUAAAACCUCCUACAUUUGCUUGAUUUCAUUUGUGUGUUGCUUGACUAUAUCACUUGCGUGCACUUUCAAGUAAUUGCCAUCUUUGAGGACUUUUUAUAAAAAGCCCUGUGUUUGUUUAUACAUGAAUGCUAAAUGGUUUGAUUGAAGGGGUGGCAUCGAAAGCAGCCAUUUGGGUUCACCGAACCCCUCCCUGGCACUGUCCGAGGCACGUUCCACUGAGCCACUCGUAUCUGAUGCGUGGCACCAAAAGAGCCCCAAGCCGCGAGGAGGCUGCCCGCCCGGGUGCCCACAGACACGAGGCUGCGCUCUGUCAAUCAGCCGACAUCUUACUCCCUGGAAGAUUGGCCAAUCAUACAGUGGCGACUGGCUGGGAGGGAUGGCCGCGGAUGUGAAGCAGUUUAGAUUGGCUUAGGCUUCUUGGCGAUGUGACGGCCCAGCCAGUGACAGUGUGCGUGCUCUAUGGCUUUUUGGGGCAUGUAUAUAUUACAGCGUGACCAAAGAAGACCAAAUAUUCCCACAAUGUGACGGUAUUUUGACAUUGUGGGGACCAUUUUUUCAGCCCCUGCAAGGGGAAACUCAAUUUUAUAAAAAUCGGUGGCUGCAAUCAAAAAACUAAAAAUGGGCUGGGUUAGGGGUUCAGGUUGUCAUUUUUCGGACUAGGGUUUUGCCCAUAAAAAUGAAUGGAUGGUCCCCACAAAGAUGUGAAUACAAACGUGUGUGUAUGUGUGUGUGUGUAUUCUGGAAAAAUGGGAUUUGUUUCUUUGGGUGAUUGAUUAGUUUUCAUAGUUCAUUUUAAAAAGCUGGGCUUCUUCCUUAAACAUGCUACAAAGCAAAAAAAAAAAAGUCAGCUUUACAAUCUAAUAUGAUCCAGUGCAAUCCAUUGCAGUUCCAUUUUUAUGUCUUUCAAACAUGAAAUGGCACAUUUUUUUCCAGCUUCCAAAGAAAAAUGUUUUUCAUUUUCAAUCAGCUUCCACUAAUAACCUUUACAGUUGGACACAGCCAGCAGGGAUGUGCAGGGGGGGCCUGGAGCACCACACUCUUCUGCGUGAGAAGGUGCCUCUUUUUGAAUCAAAAUACAAAAGUACAGCUAUGACAGUUCUGAGUCUCGCAUGGUAUUUGACAGUCUGUGUCUGACCUCAUUUGCGUAACAUAGUUUCCUGUUUCACUGGGAAAAAAUAACUACACCAUCAGGGUAUCUCCACAAAACCCUUCUUUGAAAUUCAGUUUGUCAGCCGAGAGACUACAGGGUAAUCUGGGCUGUUAUAAUAGGGUUCUUCCCCUGAGUUCCCCCUGCUGGCACUCUGUUUGACCCCCGGUGUGUCUUACACACUAUGCCCUUGGGGGCCGUAUCAGCAGAUGAUUCCAGCGCUUUAUUCGUUUUCAUACUAUAUUGUGACACUGACUACUUGUAAGAUUUUUGUGCGUCUGAUACUGUAGGUUGCAUUUCGAAACGCAUUUUGGCGCCGGUCUGCUGGAUCACUGUCCUCUCCAUAUGCUUGUUUUUCAAUAAACUUUGGCUUAAAAUUUCUCUUGCUUAGAUUUCUUCGCUUUUCUUUUUCUUCCUGUAUGACUUGCUUUUAACUUCCUGAUAAACAUCAGAGAAGCUAUCCUGAUAAUUAUGAAGUACAUUGAAUAUUUUGAUGUUACAAACACAUUUUAAUUUUAAAUGAUGUGAAAUCUUUCAAAAUGGUUGUUAAAUGUGGACUUAUGUCUGAAAAAUAGAUCUAAGUAUUAACCAUUUAUUUGGACUACUUGAUUUUAAAGUGGGAGCAGCAUUUUAAACAGUAGUAGCUGUUUUCAACUGUGAUAAAUCAUUUGUUUCGGAGACGUUAUGAUCAUUUCUUAAGAUUAAGACGUGAUUUUCUUGUCUUGGAAAAACUUCUAAGCUGUAUGACAAGUAAAAAGAAUGUAAACCUUUAGCAUUGCUGAAAAUGCAUGGCUUACAAGUAGGCGUUAAAAAGGUCAACGCAAUCCUACAACUAUAGCUAAACAGCACUUAUAGUGAGAUUACCCGGUUAUCUUUUCACUUCUUUGUGUGAAAAGUAGGGGUGUAACGAUUCAUUCAUUUUCUCGAUGCAUCGAUUACAAAUCCUGCCGAUGCAUAUGCAUCGAUCUUGAAACAUGGAUUUUUGAAUCGUGAAUCGUUUGUUUCAGUCAAUAAUCGAUUUAAUAUUUUAAAAUCGAAUGAAUCGCGAUUAUAUAACGAAUAUAUGAUGGAUAAUU
Paramormyrops kingsleyae is the source of this 3771-nucleotide messenger RNA. It is a transcript of the gene map3k20a, whose product is annotated as mitogen-activated protein kinase kinase kinase 20a. Gene Ontology annotation, molecular function: protein binding; ATP binding; MAP kinase kinase kinase activity. Gene Ontology annotation, cellular component: cytoplasm. Gene Ontology annotation, biological process: protein phosphorylation. The record is from RefSeq and is a predicted model, not a curated record. NCBI's taxonomy places the organism in Eukaryota, Metazoa, Chordata, Actinopteri, Osteoglossiformes, Mormyridae.